AUGCAGAGCUUAUUUUGGAUGAUGAGAGGUCUUGAGUUGGCCCUGCUGCUGCUGCUGUGUGCUGCUUUACAGUCCAACAGUAAGUGAAAAGACGUAUUUGACAAAUCUUUGAUUUAUGAUAUUAUGUAAAAAAUUUAAAAAAGAGUUAAAUCAGAAAUAAUAACAGAGGCUCAUAGAUAGUUUGGCUUUUGCUUGAAGUUACUUUUGCAGAAUCAGUGUCUCUGAUGGAUCUAAAUUAUCUCUCAGUUCUAGAUAUUGAUCUCAUCCUGUUUGAAUAAGUACCCGGGUCACUCAAUUUAAAAGGAAUCAGGGGUCAAGCAUCACAGUUUGGAAGGUUAAGAUAUGGAAAGUUUAAGUGAAGAGUUUUCUAAUUGUUUCAGUGCACAGUUUAAGAGCUGAUGCUUGUUUAUCGCAUUUGCUUCCAGGCAUGUCUCCACCAGGCAAACCAGUCCUGCUGAGCUGCAGGUCCCCUGAGAAGGAGACGUUUACCUGCUGGUGGGAGCCAGGCUCUGAUGGAGGUCUGCCAACAACACACCGCCUCUAUUAUGAGAGAGAAAGGUCAGUGUGUUGUUGCAUUUUGCCUCAAUGAAAGGGUCACAAUAGAAAUAGUGCAAAGAAAUGAGGGCAUACAGCUAAUACGAUAAAUCAAAUUAGGGUUUAAAUCCCUUUAUGUUGGGAGGUUUUUUACCCCUUAGGCCUCCAGAAUCUUCUUCAGUUUUGGUUUAACACCCACCCUGUGAGUAAGUGAAAGUAAAGCUGUUGUUGUUGUUGUCAGGGAGGUGAGUGGAAAAGUACUGACUCCCCUGUUAGCACACUUGUGCUCACUCAUCUGAGCACAAUUCUUUGUUGCUGUGCAGAGAAACCUGUAGGCUUUAUAUGCACACCUGUCAGAAGUAAGCCACAGUGUUCAGAUAUCAAAACAAAGUGCAAAUACUCAAAGUCCCAACCUUUUCUAGAGCGGCAGUUGUCAGUUCACUGCUUUGUUACUGGAUUGUAAAAACACUGUAAGACAACCUGACCAAUGAUACUCCUUUCAUUUGGUUGAUCUCUGAUAAAAAUGUGGACCAAACCUAUACCCUGACCAUUAGCAGUCUUCUUUUGUCUUUGUGCAGACUAAAGGGAACACACGAGUGUCCGGACUAUCAGUCAGCGGGCAAGAACUCCUGUUUCUUUGACAAAAACCACACCUCCAUCUGGGUCGACUACUACCUGACAGUGGUGGCCUCCAACGCACUUGGAAAUGCCACUUCAGACCUCCUGAAGUUGGAUGUGAUGGAAAUCGGUAAGUCAAGUAAACUAGUUUUAAGUAGCCCUGGAUCAAAGUAAGUUAAAUGAGAUGAGAAUCAAACUACAAGGAGAACUGACUGGGGUUUCUUCUGAUUUCACUUUGAACUAUUGAAGAAAACUGGAUCUAUUCGUUGAAGCACAAAAUGAGAAGAAACUGGUCUUGUCUGGUUUUGUGUACGUGUGUACUGUCUGAGAUCAAAUUUCACAUCCUCUGUAUCGCCUGCAUAUAAAGAGUGAAGUUUUCCGUGCAGGUAGAAAAAAGGGGAUUUUUAACGUUAUUAAUUGCAAUAAAUCAUUGACCAAAAUCCAAAAUAACACAAUGAGAUUAAGUAUUUUCUACUUGAUAUACUUAAUUAAGUAUUAAGUAUUUUGUUGAGCCUUUUGUCUGAGGCACACACACACAGACACACACACACAGACACACACACACACACACACACACACACACACACACACACACACACACACACACACACACACACACACACACAAAAUAAUAGUAAUAAUUGCUUUUAAUCCUUGGUCAUUCAGGUCUUGAGUCAGACAGUCAGUUUGAUAAAACUUUAUUGAGUUCCUCACAUAUUAAAAACUUUUCUCACCCCUUCAGUUUCUGACAAGAUAGUUUUCUAGUGCUAGUCCCAGAUAGAUAACAAUAUAAUAGGUACACACAUAAAUUAUGAUUGUUAGAACAUAUGUGAUUUUGCAUGUUUGCCAUUCUUUCAUCCGAUUUCAACUCAUCUGCUACUUUGAUAAUGACUAAAAACCUGAAAAACUAAGAAAAUGACCACUAACCCUGGAUCAUCUUGCUUGUAUUGCUGUUGUGUUGCAUGCUUAUCCAGCAAACAAAGAGGGUGAACAUUUUAAAAGAGGCAUUUUUGUCAUUGCAAGUAUAAAAGCACGCCUAAUAAGUGAGUUAUGUAUCUAUCUGUAAUCGUCAGUGAAGCCGGACCCUCCUGAAAAUGUGGCGCUGCAGGUGGAGGACAGAGAGGACAGUCCGCUGCUGCAUGUCAGCUGGGAGCAUCCCCAUAACACAGACAUCAAGUCUGGCUGGGUUACCAUUAAAUAUGCACUGAGAGUCAAACAAGGCAACAGCAAUAAGUGGAAGGUGAGCUUCAAACUGUAUUCCCACAGACUCCAAUAUAUAAUUUUCUAAAUUUUUGGUCUUACAAAUCAGGGUAUUUAAAUGUGUCUCUUUUAUGUAGUGAUUGUAGUUUUGGAUAUUUUAUGGAUCAAAGAACAAAUAUUGGGAAAUUGAUUGAUAGUGAAGCACUUAUUAAUGGCAGUCCUGCAGCAAAAACAACUUUGUGAUGCUAUAACAAAUAUGUUUACUGUUGCACAACUGUUCAAAAGCUGUAUCCUUAUGUUGAAAGUAAAUUUAAAGUUGAAAAAGGAUUAAAUUUGUAUUAGAUCCUUGUCAAAUAAUCAUAAGAAGAUAAGCUACAAUCCAAAGGUUGGGGGCAAGUCAAGCUUUAAAGUUAAAUAAGAGAUUUUAAUGAGAGAUUUAGUAAAGAAUUAAAACUGCUGCAAGUCACUGUAAUCAAAAACAGUUGUAAAAACUUCAGACCUCCGAAGAAGAGGAAUUGAACUACCUGUCAGUUUGAGGUCAGGUUUACGUAAUCAUCCAGCAGAGGGCAACACAGAGGCCCUGUCCAGAACUGUCUCCUGCUUUGACCCACUUUUAUACAGAAAUAUCUGCACAAUGUAGUUCAUAAAAAUGUGCAUUUUAAAUGAACCUGACACACGCAGACACGUCGAUGCUCAUCUUGAGUUCGAUUCCUUUUUUUCUUCCUCAGGAGUACACAUCAGGUACACAAACCCAUUUCCGCCUGUACAGCGUCAGUCCCGGGGUGGAGUACACGGUUCAGGUGAGAUGUAUGUUAGAUCAUGGCUUCUGGAGCGAGUGGAGCAACACCUCCUCUAUGGGAAUCCCAAACUGUAAGUGUAGCUGUAGUACAGGUCUUGCUCUUUGCUGUGUCUUUUGCAUGAUGAUAAGGCUGCAACAAGAACUUGAAAGUUACAGGAACUCCUAAAAACUGCAAAAUGUGAUUUUUUUUUCUUUAAUCAGAUCUUCAGACUGAGAGGCCGUUUUGGGUUUUGAUGCCCACCCUCUUUGUGAUCCUGUGUACUGUAGUAAUGUUUAUCCUGGUUCUGAAGAGGAAAAAGUGAGUGACACCUGCAGAGUAAUAUAUGUACCAUUGUGAGAGAUGUGUCUAAUCCUGACUUAUGUUUGCUCCUGAAGCUUGAAGCAGUACGUCCUGCCACCUGUUCCACGUCCGAAGAUAAGUGGAGUUGAUUUUCAGCUUUUGAAGGUAAAACUGCACCUGAAACAUUUUUUUAGAUAUACCCAGAAAGUUGCUUUUUUUCUCUGUUUAAUGUACUUAAUUUACCCUGACCUCCAGAGUGCACCCACUGAAGAUACCAUCAAUGCCCUGAAUCAGAACUUCCCUUGUAUGGUGGCCUGGAAGGAUCAGAUGGAGGACUAUUUAAUUGUCACUGAAAAUGACAAUAGAUUUCAACCAGAUUUCUUCAGUUCACAGAAAAGGAAGAACAGCCUUUUGUUUCCGUCUGGUUUAUACUUACACUCUGAAAUCCAGGAGUCAGAGCCCAGACUGAAUGACCAGGAGAACGUUGGGAAAAGAAGUUUAUCUUAUGUUCCCGCCCAGGAACAUCAAAACCCGAGUCUAAACUUUGUGUUCACAGAAGCACCAGAUCAGACUCACUCAAAACAUGACGCCUCAGUCAAGCCAUUCCCAAACACUGGGUAUGUGGAUAUUCAGAGGUGUGGAGGAAAUACACAGGAGGUGGAUGAGGAACAGCUGCAGUACAGCAGAGUGAAAGAAGUGGACAGCGCUCUCAUACUGGAGAAAGAAAAUAUCACUCUGAGCAGGUCUGGCUACACGGAUAUUCAGAGGCAGGAGGAAAACACAUCGGAGGGCUACAGCAGAGUGAAAGAGGUGGGCGGUGACAGUGUGGUCAUCCUGCAGCAGAAAAAAAAUCUAUCUCCAGACUCUGCCUAUCAAGAGGAGAGAGACUACUACAUGGACUAUAAACCAAGAAGUCCUCAUGUGACUGGAUUUAAUAGGACUGGAUUAUGCACAGAGAUGAAUGAUAGCGGGUAUGUAGAUAAUGUCCUGAACCACUUUUAA
Messenger RNA from Xyrichtys novacula (pearly razorfish), 4433 nucleotides. The record is from the annotation of a GenBank genome assembly. NCBI's taxonomy places the organism in Eukaryota, Metazoa, Chordata, Actinopteri, Labriformes, Labridae.